This is a messenger RNA of Telopea speciosissima, 1517 nucleotides long. RefSeq lists its product as uncharacterized. The record is from RefSeq and is a predicted model, not a curated record. The transcript has 6 exons. NCBI's taxonomy places the organism in Eukaryota, Viridiplantae, Streptophyta, Magnoliopsida, Proteales, Proteaceae. The coding region runs from base 101 to 1237 and encodes 378 amino acids. Gene Ontology annotation, molecular function: transmembrane transporter activity. Gene Ontology annotation, biological process: transport.
GUUGAAUACCAUAUUACCAUUCGAACUUGAUGCGCCAGGAAUCAGUUUUAUCGGCCAAUCUCUCUUGUGCAUACUAGGGUUUUAUGCACAAGUGUGAGUGAUGGAGGAUCUAUUGAAGAACCAUUUGUUCGCAGCCCAUGCCAUUGCUGCUGCUGGCUCUGUAACGUUAGGGACUGCUGUCACUCAUCCUUUGGACACUCUUAAAACCCUAAUCCAGGUUGGUGCAGGUUCCGGCAAACCUUUGGUCGCAGCUCAAGUUCUGGGCGGAGUUCGAUCAAUAACAGGGGACUUAGGUUUGUAUUAUGGUUUUGGAUGGUCCACCCUGGGAAGGAUUUCUGGGCUAGCAGCUCGAUUUGGAGUAUAUGAACUUUUGACAGCUUUCUAUAAAGAUGGACGAGAAGACAAUUAUGUCCAUGUCUCUGAGGCCCUUUUGGCAGGCAUUGCAGCUGGUGCCGUGGAAGCUGUCAUGAGCACUCCAUUUGAACUUUUUAAACUUCGUGCACAGGUUACUGCUGCUGUGCAUCUCCCAGCCUCUUCGUCUGUGACAGCUAACCAAGUCAAUACGCCAGUGAUUGCUAGAUUUAUGCAUGGAUGUACUCUUGAUAAGAAGGCAUGGGACCAUACUAUUGAACUUUUGUCCCCUCUAUCUAAGAAGCAUCCCAAUAUGGUGAGUGCUCUGAAAGAGUACCCAUGGAUGCUGACUGGUUCUGGAAGACCACCUGCUGUUUAUGAUGUUAAGAGGCCUUUAAGUAUCAUUUCCUUGGAAGGAUGGAAUGCCUUGUGGAGAGGUCUUCGGCCAUCUGUAGUUAGGGAUUCCAUUUUUUGUGGUGUAUUCUUUUCAGGCUGGCAGUUUUUGCACAUAGGAAUGCUGGAGCAGAAGGCAAUCGAGAUGAAUCCUCCACCCAGGUCUAUUGAAGAAAUUGGUCCUGUGUCUCCUUUAGCUGCUAGUCUUGCAGCUGGAGUUUCUGGCUCAUUAGCUGCUGCUGCUUCUCACUGCUUUGACACUGCCAAAAGUCGAUCACAAUGUACUGUGGUGCCCAAGUAUGUCUCGAUAGAGAGAAAGCUUCUCAGAUGGAAACAGCCAGGAUAUUGGAUUGAGAGAGCUUCAGGGAUCCACCCCUCUGAUAGGAACUACCUGUUCCGAGGGAUUUGGUUGCGGAUGGCCUGCAGUGGACUUGCAUCAUUUGCAAUAGUAGGGAGUUAUUUUUUGUCUGUCGAACAUCUUGUUCCUAGGUGAAUGAAUUAGCAUAAACAUAUUUCAUUUAAAGGCUACAUCCUGGAAAAUGUGCUUCUGGUACUCUUUCCUCUUGAUGUCAAGAAUCAAAACAGCAUAUUAGCAUUUGUCAUUGAGAUUCAUUUUUUUGUACACCAGGUUCUUUAUGUAGUUUAUAUUUGGACCAUUAGGAUUCAACUAUACUCAAAGCAAAAGAAACUUGGAGAUUUUGAAAGUCUGUUGUAUAUUCAACACUAUAACUGUAUGUAGUUCAUUGAUUGGUUGUAAAGGUGCAGAGGCUGAU